Messenger RNA from Olea europaea var. sylvestris, 1400 nucleotides. Its product is annotated as bZIP transcription factor 53-like. The transcript has 2 exons. Bases 486 to 923 code for a protein of 145 amino acids. The record is from RefSeq and is a predicted model, not a curated record. Gene Ontology annotation, biological process: positive regulation of DNA-templated transcription. Gene Ontology annotation, molecular function: DNA-binding transcription factor activity; transcription cis-regulatory region binding. Gene Ontology annotation, cellular component: nucleus. Lineage: Eukaryota; Viridiplantae; Streptophyta; Magnoliopsida; Lamiales; Oleaceae.
UCCCUGGCCUAUAAAUACUCCCCAUUGGAGGUGCUUAGAAACAUUCGUUCGCCCUACUUUUCUUUCUACGCAGCCUCUUUGUUGAACGGAUUUUCGAAAGUACUCAAAUUCGGCUUAGGUUCUUUCAGAUCUUGUGGUUUUCAGCGGUAUAAUACUAGAAUUAAAGACCGAGAUUUGUUUUCUUUGAUCAAAGUUCUAUGAUUCUGAUAAAUUUUCUUCGUAUAUCCAAAUGGCGUUCGCUAUCCUGAUGCGUCGAAUUAGAAUUCUCCACUCAUUCUCAGUUGUUUUCCUCCACUAUUUCUAUGUGUUUUCAUGAAUCAGCCCUUUGAUAGUCCAAAUCCCUAAUUUUGCUGUGUCAGGAUUUCCAAAUUUAUUGACUAUCCACAUUCUUACUUUUUAUCGAUCUAACAUUCACAUCUCAGUCCUCUUUAAAAAUAAUUGUAAAUCCACAUUCAGAAUCUGUUAUUUAUUUAAAAGAGACAAAAAUGUCGACAAAACAGCAGCCAACUAGUCCAGGGUCCGAAAUGGACCAACGCCAUGCUGGGAAUGAUGAAAGGAAAAGGAAGAGAAUGAUAUCAAACCGUGAAUCUGCACGCAGGUCUCGGAUGAGGAAGCAGCAACAUCUGGAUGAGAUGGUUGGUCAAGUGAGCCAGCUGCAGACCGAGAACAGUCUCCUUUCACAGAAAAUCAAUAACACCACUGAACUUUACCUUGGGGUUGCCUCGGAGAACAACGUGCUAAGAGCUCAGCUUGCAGAGCUGACUGAUCGUCUAAGAUCACUGAACUCUGUUCUUGAAAUCGUAUCUGAUGUUAGUGGACUGGUGUUGGAUAUUCCCGAUAUCCCAGAUACCUUACUCGAGCCAUGGCAGCUGCCUUGCCCAAUACAUUCCAUCACUGCAUCUGCUGAUAUGUUCCAGUACUGAAUAAUAGUUAAAGAAGUCUCCUCCGUGAUGCUUUGCUGGUUCUCCCAUGGUAAUACGUGUCAUUAGUCAUGCUUCGUUUGGAUAAUGGUUUGGUUUUCGUUUUCACUAUGUCAUUUGAGUCUAGAAUAAUAGGGUAUUAAGGGCACCUUUGAUCCAAAAACACUAGAUGUCACUCGUUGCCAGUUUUGCCUAGUCUUUGUCAAAUGUGCUCAUAAGGGUUUGGCAUAUGUUUCUUUAACAUCGUCCACUAAUAAGAGUACUAGUGCAUAGGUUGGCACGAAGUACUGGAUGUUAUUGGAUAGUAACGCCCUCUUUAUUACUUUCCUGUAUUUCCUAGUCUAUCUUGUCAAACAUGUCAUAAAUAUUUUGCAGUUGUUGCCAUGGAUACUAUUAAGAUUGAUGGUUUGCUUUGAUGUAAGUUAAUCAAUGGCUUCUGGAAGUAAAAUCUAUUUUAUUGGAUGACGGUUGCUUUGUGUA